AUGUUGUGGACCGCGCAGUCGUGGUGGCAGAGGGGCCGCGCGGGCAGCAGCUGGCUCCCGGGGCUGUUCUUCCCGCAAGGUCUGCUGACGGGGGCGCUGCAGGCGCACGCGCGCCGCCGCCGGCUGCCCAUCGACGUGCUGGCCUUCGAGUUCGAACCCACCGCCGUGUUCGUCGCGCAGGAGGACGUGUACACGCGCCACAAGGGCCCCCAAGGCCAGAGCAAUGUGGACGAAUUCGGAGGGCUACGGGCGCCCGAGGAGGGCAUCAUCAUUCACGGGCUGUUCAUCGAAGCGGGCCGCUGGGACCUGGCACGAGAAUGUCUGGCCGACGCCUUGCCAGGUCAGACGUGGGCGUGGCUGCCGGCGGUGAGGGUGAGCGCACACGUGGGCGCCCCGCAGCCGCGCGGCCGCUACGAGGCGCCGCUGUACCGCACCAGCGCGCGCGCCGGCGCCCUGGCCACCACCGGCCAUAGCACCAACUUCGUGCUGCCCAUUCUGCUGCCGGCCGACCACCCGCCCGACUUCUGGAUCCUGCGAGGCACCGCACUCCUCACGCAGCUCACCGAC
This is a messenger RNA of Iphiclides podalirius (scarce swallowtail), 567 nucleotides long. NCBI's taxonomy places the organism in Eukaryota, Metazoa, Arthropoda, Insecta, Lepidoptera, Papilionidae. The record is from the annotation of a GenBank genome assembly.